AUUACGUGGAGGACUUUAAUUUGAACACUUUAUAAAUUCCGUGACCCGGAAGUACUUCAGUGUUGCUGACGAGGUGCUGAUGGGUCGAUGUCAACUGGAUGAAAAUACAAGAUCUAUCGCUUCAAUACACUGGUGAGUUCGGGUGAGGAUGACGAUGACUCACGUGGGGGCAGUAGUUGGUGCAGUAACUGCAGUGAUGGCCAUCCUGCUGCACUCCUCCAUUCAUAAGAUAGAGGAGGGACACCUAGCUGUGUACUACAGAGGAGGAGCUUUGCUAACCGCACCCAACGGCCCUGGAUACCACAUUAUGAUGCCCUUUCUUACCACCUACAGAUCAGUACAGACGACUCUUCAAACUGAUGAGAUAAAGAACGUGCCUUGUGGAACUAGUGGGGGAGUGAUGAUCUACUUUGACCGUAUAGAGGUGGUCAACAUGCUGGUGCCCUCAUCUGUGGUGGACACAGUGAAGAACUAUACAGCUGAUUAUGACAAAACUCUAAUUUUCAACAAGAUUCACCAUGAACUCAACCAAUUCUGCAGCGUACACACUUUACAGGAGGUCUACAUCGAGCUGUUUGACAUCAUUGAUGAGAACCUGAAAAUCGCUCUGCAGAAAGACCUAAACUCUAUGGCGCCUGGACUGACGAUACAGGCUGUCCGAGUCACCAAGCCCAAAAUCCCAGAGGCCAUCAGGAGAAACUUUGAGCUCAUGGAGGGGGAGAAGACUCGUCUGUUGGUAACAGUUCAGACUCAGAAGGUUGUGGAGAAAGAAGCUGAGACUGAGAGGAAGAAAGCUGUCAUCGAGGCUCAGAAGGUGGCUGAAGUAGCACAGAUUCAUUUCCAACAGAAGGUGAUGGAGAAAGAGACUGAGAAGAGGAUCUCUGAAAUAGAGGACACUGCGUUCUUGGCAAAAAUGAAGGCCAGGGCUGAUGCAGAGUAUUAUACAGCCGCUAAGUUUGCUGAAGCUAACAGGUUGAAGUUAACACCCGAGUACCUUGAGUUGAUGAAGUACCAGGCAAUAGCAGCCAACAGUAAGAUCUACUUCGGCCAGGACAUCCCUAACAUGUUUGUCGAGGGACACAGCCCUACCCAGGACCCUGAGCCCCCGAAAGCCUCUGAACAGGCCAGACACUAAGAUCCGAGACUAGCUGUCUGUCUGUCAGUUGAAGGGUUUGAGGGACAAAGGAAGGUGUGAGGAGUCAUUCCCCUAAUUGGGGUGCGUAAAGGCUUUAGUUUUAAUUCUAUCGGCCAGAGAGGGGGAGGGAGAAGGGGGAUUGGUAAAGAAGGAUGGGGAGAGGAAGGAGUGAGCGAGAAGCAUGGAAAGAGAAAUUCAGAAAAAAGUGAGGGGGAGGGGGGGGUCGCAGGGAGAGGGCAAGCGGGUCUGUCUACACCUGUUUUGAGCAGGCAGUCGGUGGGAAGGAUCAGUAGAGGCAUUAAUGCUGAUAUCUGGCCUGGGUUGAGUGUUAGGCAGGUGGCUCUCAGUCGCCCUGCUCUACAUGUGCAGCUUUGCAUCGGAUGCAACUCUUUGGCUUUGUUUUUUGGAAUUGUAUGAUUUUUGUUGUUGUUUGAUGCUUUAUGCAAAAUAAUGAAUUUAAAUUGAACUUGAACAUUAAGUUCAGCCUUACUGUCUAAUUUGUUUUUAGCUUAACUAGAAUGUAAAGAAGGCAACACUAAUUCUGAACUAAAGGGUUUCUGGUUCUGAUUCUAAAUGGGGUUGGGUGUAUUGGUACUCCGGUCUCUUUCUAGUCAUCCACAGUUUGUGUGUUUGCACGUGUGAGAGAGCAAGAAAGGGGUAUGUGUGUGUGAGACUGAGGGAGAGCGAAAGGAAACGAGAAAUUGUGUGUGAGCCCAUACUCCAUUCUUACCCCAGAGCAGAUCUGAGCCAGGACAAUGAGACACUACAAACCUUCAGUCUGUCUGUCGGCACACAUGGGUUGGACUUCUCGUAAGUGCAGAAACACCCGGUGGAACUCCUUAGAACUCUUCUUAGAACCUAUGUAUGGGGGACUGAGUAAAAAUAGUUGUUUUUCUGUAGUGGGCCUAAGGGCUGCAAGAGGACUGGCUUGUAUUGCCAUUCUUAGCUAAAGGGCUUCUGGGUAGUGUAGUCUUGGUGUGUAUUUUCAGUCGGGAAUCUAGUGUCAGUGGAAUAGUUGUAGUUAGAUGGGUUGAUUCUCUGUUUGAGGCUGAGGUUAAACAAAUGAUCUAGGAUCAGUUAAACUGGCUGGCAGAAGGACACUGAAGUCAGACUGGCCCUUUUAUUUUCUUUCUGUUUACUGUGUAACACCUCCA
Messenger RNA from Oncorhynchus tshawytscha (Chinook salmon), 2289 nucleotides. RefSeq names its product ER lipid raft associated 1 (gene erlin1). Gene Ontology annotation, cellular component: endoplasmic reticulum; endoplasmic reticulum membrane. The record is from RefSeq and is a predicted model, not a curated record. Gene Ontology annotation, molecular function: ubiquitin protein ligase binding; cholesterol binding. NCBI's taxonomy places the organism in Eukaryota, Metazoa, Chordata, Actinopteri, Salmoniformes, Salmonidae. Gene Ontology annotation, biological process: SREBP signaling pathway. The transcript has 12 exons. The coding region runs from base 149 to 1135 and encodes 328 amino acids.